CUAUUUAUGAAGGAGGGAAUUAAAGGAAGAGAGAUCUCUGGCUCCUUUUAUCUCUAAUUGAAAAAAUUGACUAAAAAGCUUCAAUUUUUUUUUCUUUGUUUUGCUUCUGUUUCUCUUUGAAUUCCCAAAUGGGUUUGUGGGAAGCUUUUCUCAAUUGGCUUCGAAGCCUGUUUUUCAAGCAGGAAAUGGAGCUAUCUUUGAUCGGACUUCAGAACGCCGGAAAAACCUCACUAGUAAAUGUUGUUGCAACUGGUGGAUAUAGCGAAGAUAUGAUCCCUACGGUCGGAUUCAACAUGAGGAAAGUGACAAAAGGAAAUGUUACUAUAAAAUUAUGGGAUCUCGGAGGUCAACCUAGGUUUCGUAGCAUGUGGGAACGAUACUGCCGUGCGGUUUCGGCAAUUGUUUACGUGGUGGAUGCCGCUGAUCCCGAUAACUUGAGCAUCUCAAGAAGUGAGCUUCAUGAUUUGUUGAGUAAACCCUCACUUAGUGGUAUCCCUCUUCUGCUGUUAGGCAACAAAAUCGACAAGCCAGAAGCUUUGUCGAAACAGGCUUUAACUGACGAUAUGGGACUCAAGUCAAUUACAGAUAGAGAAGUAUGCUGCUUCAUGAUAUCAUGCAAGAACUCGACCAACAUCGACUCGGUUAUUGAUUGGCUCGUAAAGCAUUCAAAAUCUAAGAGCUGAAAUGAAAAAGGGGUUUCUUUGUCUAAUCUCUUCUGUGAUGAAUCUGUGUUUUAUGUAUCAAGUUUCUGAAAAGGGAUACAAUUCGUGUUUUAAGGUUUAUGGUUUUCGGUUUCUCCCUAACUUGAUUUCCCGAUUGUUUAAUUAUUGUUUUCUCAUCGUGUAAUGUAACAUUGGAUCAUCACAUUUGUAAUUCAAGUAGGCUUAAAUCUUUGAACAAGAUUUUUCAUGUAUUCUUAUCAUUCAAGUCAAAUAGUUGAAUGCAAUGAAACUUUGGUUCAUGUCAA
Molecule: messenger RNA, 967 nt
Organism: Gossypium raimondii (Peruvian cotton)
Lineage: Eukaryota; Viridiplantae; Streptophyta; Magnoliopsida; Malvales; Malvaceae
Product: ADP-ribosylation factor-like protein 8a
Exons: 6
Coding region: 129-683 (184 amino acids)
Biological process (GO): protein transport
Molecular function (GO): GTP binding; GTPase activity
Source: RefSeq, a predicted model, not a curated record